GGGGGGGGUGCACGUCCCCUGGCUUGUCCCAGCCGUGGGCCACCCAGCCCACCGUCACCCACCUGCGGUCCCCUCUGGACACAAGCGCUUCCCCAAAAGCUUCUAAACCCCCAGGGGGGAGGGAGGGGGGGGGUGACCCUGACCCACGCCUGGCACACGGGGCUGAACUCCAGCCCCACGGCAGUAACAAAACCACUUUUAUUCCUCCCUGCGUAGCGGUAGGGAACAGCUCGGUGACCCCCCCUGUGAGGAUCUCCUGUGACACCGCACCUCUGCCGCCGGGAAUACCGGCUUCUCCGCAGCCCGCGUGCGGCGGGAAGGGUCGGUCCCGGGCACGUUCCUGGUAGCGAGGGAUCAGAGCAUCCCAAGGGCGGCUGGAAGCGCUGCCAGCCGGAGGGGGAGAAGCUCGGAAAACCUUCUCGUGCUCUCGCCAAAACCCACAGUGCGGGUUCGCUUGGCCGGUGUCAGCCUGCGGGGCCGGGGAGAGCCGCCGGCUGCUGCCGGCUCGGGAAGUUAUGAGUGGGAUGGCACUGGGGGGAUCUGCCUCUGUCGGUUUUGUAUCGUUGGAUGAGAUGUUCCCAGCUAUCGUGAUCAAGAGGGGAGGAGAAAUCCUCCUGUGUGUUGACAGGCGCUUGCCAUCUCUCUCUGGUGGUGAAUUUAAAAUGCCUGGUCCCCUCUUUGGAACCGGAGCUUUGCUCUGCCGGCCCCUCGGUCCCCGCUAGCCCGGCCUUUGCUGCGAGGGGACUGGGCGAUCAUGCUUACACGCCGCUGCCUGUCCCUCUCCCUGCACAGGCAGCGGUGCUGCCGCGGAACAGACCUGCCUCUGCUUUGCCCUCUGCAGCACCGCGGCACCCUGCCACCGCCGGGCUUCAUGUGAGAGAUGGCGAAUGCCGAAGUGAGCGUCCCUGUGGGUGAUGUGGUGGUUGUACCAAGUGACGGAAACGAAGGGGAGAACCCGGAGGAUACCAAAACCCAAGUGAUCUUGCAGCUUCAGCCGGUGCAGCAAGGGAUUUACCAAGAGGGCUCUGAGGCCAGCGCCGCCGUAGUGGCCGUCGAAACCCACACCAUCCACAAGCUAGAAGAAGGGAUCGACCCCAGCACCAUUGAAACGAACGAGGAAAUCGAGAUCGCCUAUCCCAUCACCUGCGGGGAGAGCAAAGCCAUCCUGCUCUGGAAGAAGUUUGUCUGUCCCGGAAUUAAUGUCAAGUGUGUAAAGUUCAAUGACCAACUGAUCAGCCCGAAGCAUUUUGUUCACCUGGCUGGGAAGUCUACCCUAAAGGACUGGAAGAGAGCCAUUCGCCUCGGAGGAAUCAUGCUGAGGAAGAUGAUGGAUUCGGGGCAAAUUGACUUCUACCAGCACGACAAAGUUUGCACCAACACCUGUCGAAGCACCAAGUUUGAUCUCCUCAUCAGCAGCGCCAGAGCACCGGUGCCGGGGCAGCAGAGCGUGGUGCAGACUCCUACAUCAGCUGACGGGAGCAUCACCCAGAUCGCGCUGUCAGAGGAGAGCAUGGAGGAGGGGAUUGAGUGGAACUCGGCUCUGACGGCUGCCGUCACCAUGGCCACUGAGGAAGGCAUGAAAAAGGACACGGAUGAGAUCUCGGAGGACACGCUGAUGUUCUGGAAAGGAAUAGCUGAUGUGGGGCUGAUGGAAGAGGUUGUGUGCAACAUCCAGAAGGAGAUAGAAGAAGUCCUAAGAGGCGUCCAGCAGAGGUUGGGUCAGUCUCCCUUCCAGAUGACAGAUGCUGCUGUCUUGAACAACGUUGCCCACACAUUUGGCCUAAUGGACACAGUCAAGAAGGUUCUGGACAACAGGAAAAACCAGACAGAGCAAGGAGAGGAACAGUUUCUUUACACACUGGCAGAACUGGAGCGGCAGCUGGAAGAGCAGAAGAAACUUGCCAAGGACCAGAAGGCAAAGUCCCAAACCAUCCAGAACGUGGUGCUGAUGCCCGUCAGCGCUCCCAAGCCCCCCAAGAGACCCCGCCUGCAGCGCCCAGCCUCCGCCACCGUCCUCAGCCCCUCCACCCCCAUCCAGCAGCCUCAGUUCACGGUCAUCUCACCCAUCGCUAUCGCGCCUGUCGGACAGCAGUUCUCCGUGGGCAACAUCCCGGUGGCAACUAUUAGCCAAGGCUCCAGCCCGGUGACUGUUCAUACCUUGCCAUCUGGCUCCCAGCUUUUCCGAUACGCCACCGUGGUGUCCUCCUCCAAGACCAGCUCCUCCGACACAGUCACCCUCCACCCGUCCUCCAGCCUGGCGCUGCUGAGCUCGGCGGCCAUGCAGGACAGCGGAGCCCUGGCGAACGUGGCGGCUGUGGUCAACCCCGUGGAACUGGUGGCCAUGGAGUCCGGCCUCACUUCCACCAUCCAAGCUGUGGAAGGCACCUCGGACGACGGGCAGACCAUCAUAGAGAUCGACCCGGCACCGGAUCCUGAAGCGGACACGGACGAGUCGGAGGGCAAAGCUGUGAUCCUGGAGACAGAGCUGAGGACUGAGGAGAAAGUGGUGGGAGAUGUGGAGGACCAUCAGCACCAGGUCCAUAACGUGGAGAUUGUGGUCUUGGAGGACUAGUGGGGGAAGGCAAGCGUCAGUUUGGGGAAGAGUUGGGAACUUGUUUUAUUUUGGGCUUUUUUGUUAAGCAUCUUUGCCAGCCACCCCAUUUGUUUCCAUGGAUAUUUUCAUUGUACUGUAUAUAAUAUAUAUAUAUACAUUUUUUUUUUU
Messenger RNA from Harpia harpyja (harpy eagle), 2722 nucleotides. It is a transcript of the gene GMEB1, whose product is annotated as glucocorticoid modulatory element binding protein 1. Gene Ontology annotation, biological process: positive regulation of transcription by RNA polymerase II. The record is from RefSeq and is a predicted model, not a curated record. The transcript is spliced from 9 exons. Lineage: Eukaryota; Metazoa; Chordata; Aves; Accipitriformes; Accipitridae. Gene Ontology annotation, cellular component: nucleus. Gene Ontology annotation, molecular function: DNA-binding transcription activator activity, RNA polymerase II-specific; RNA polymerase II cis-regulatory region sequence-specific DNA binding. Bases 881 to 2572 code for a protein of 563 amino acids.